AUGUUUCUUUGCCGGGUUUGCCGGCUUGUUUGCAUUGGCUUAUCGUCUCUCCACUUUGCUUGUGCGAGUUUGCCCAGUGCGGAAGUGGAAGCUUUGCGCGAGAUCUUUCAAGUAGCCAAGCUCCCUUGGGACGAGGGAAACGAUCCAUGCGCGCUUCGUCAAGUGAGGUGCCACGACAACCGCACUGUCAACACUUUAUUUUUCUCUCAGCUGAAUAUCACUUCACUCCCCGAGUCCAUUGGACAGCUGAGAUCUCUGGAGUGGCUGAUUUUGAGCCACAACCAGUUGACUGAAAUACCUGAUGAUAUCGCGGAGUUGCAAUCUUUGAUCAUGCUGGAUUUGAAUGUCAAUCAGCUAACUUCAUUGCCGGAUUGUGUGGGUCAACUCCGGUCACUUCAGUACCUUUUGGUCGAUGGAAACCGAUUGGAUGCUCUUCCAGAGUCGAUUGGACAGCUGUCAUUCUUAAUUCAGCUCAGUUUGAAUAGAAACUUCUUGGCCAAGCUCCCUGAUUCCAUCGGGCAGCUAAGAUUGUGCCAAAGCAUCUACUUAAACUCCAAUCAUGUAGCUGUCCUGCCAGAGUCCAUCGGCCAAUUGCGCAACUUGUCCUAUCUGGACCUUGGGUCCAAUAAUUUUGCCGAACUUCCGGAGCAACUCAAAAUGUUGCAAUCCCUUGUGCACCUCAUCAUAGAGAACAACCAGCUGAAAUCAUUGCCUGAGUGGAUUGGAGGCUUGAAAUCGCUUGAGAGAUUGAAGGUAGACUUCAAUCAGCUGACUUCAUUGCCUGAGUCCUUUUCACAGUUGCAGCGUCUCAACCGCUUGUACAUGCACAGCAACCAGCUGACUUCAAUUCCUGCCUCAAUAGGGAACCUGAAAUACUUGUCAGUGUUGAGUUUGGAUUCCAACCGUUUGAACUCAUUGCCCGAGUCGCUAGGAAGCUCGAACAUACAAACUUUGAGCCUCGAUUCCAAUCGUUUGACCUCGCUGCCACAUCUCAGCUUGAAAAAUCUGGUUGAACUGAGAAUCGCCAACAAUCGUCUAACAACUCUGCCAGACUUUGAGGGCAUGAGGUCGUUGCGUGUUCUUUCGUUGCACGGUAACUUUUUGGAGCGACUUUCCUAUGGGAAUUUGACAAGCUUAAAAGUUGCUUUGCUCCAUUCCAAUCGAAUAAGUGAUCCUGCAGAGAUUUGCAGACUUGGUCUUGGGAAUAGCUUGAGAACACUCUACAUACACCACAACUCUCUAGGCAAAAUACCUCCUUGUUUAAGUGGGCUCACUUCUUUGGAAGUUCUGACCCUGCACCGCAACUCCAUAAACGAAGAGGUGCCCAGAACACUUGCGGAACUUCCAAAUUUGAAUGUCCUUACCCUCCAUGGAAACCGACUCUAUGGCAGCCUUCCUCGAGAACUUGCAAAUGCACCCAAGUUGGCAUUCUUUUCGGCACACUCGAAUGGCUUGGUGGGACCAAUUCCGCCCUUCAAGUUGGAGAAAGAUUGCGUUGACGAUGAUGCUUUUGUGAAGGGCCGUCAGACCUGUAGCUCGAUCAGUCCGUGGCCUUGGGCCUCGGAUUGCAACCAUUCAGACUUCGAAUUUCAUUGUCCAAAGGCAUGCCAGAUGUGCAGUACUGCCAGUGCACGGGGUCCUGUGCUGUUGCUGCACGACAAUCGGCUUGCGUGCAGCUUACCGGAAGAAGUGACCAAAUGGCCGGAUGAUAUGCGUUCGAUCACAUUGGUUGGCAACAUGCUGGGGAAUGGAAGCCAUGCAUUGCCGCAGUGGAUACACACUGAUGAACAUCAACCUUUUCUCUACCUAUCGGACAACAAGUCCAAUGAAAUCUUGAAAAGGACGCUGUUGUUGGCAUCAAUGUUUGCGCUGUUCUGUGUGCUUCUUUUGGGAAGCAGUGGGCAUCGCAGAAUUUUCACUUCGAAAGCAGGCUCAGAGCUGACUCAUCGAAUACACGUGUUUCUCUUUCAGAUGGGUGUUCCUCUGUCAAUUCUGGCCGUAAUUCUGUUUGCCUUUUACUUUGCAGAUGCAAGAUACUAUGCUUGUAGUAGCGGCUUUUCAUCCUCUACGCUGAGCAACUUUUCGAUCCCUCACCAUGGCUAUGCAUUGGUGGAAUGGUCUGUGGCAAUGCUAUGGACUUGUUGGGUUGUAGUUGGCGCAUUCUUUUUGCGACACGCUCCCACUCCCACUGCGUCCGGGGGAGAAGAGACAGCAACAUCCUGCUUGGGUUUCGUUCUGAAAGUGAUCUACAGUUGCUGUUGGUUGUGCAUUGUGGCCCUAUUAUCUUUCCCCUCCGUGGCAUAUGCAGUGGUGAGCGCCAUCCCUUUCAACAAUACCCUGAAGCUGUCGGCUUGGUGGUUGAAGUUUUUUCAUUACCAAGCUGCUUUGGUCAUGGUCCUGGUGGACAUGUUUAUCACACCCAAACUGGUGGCAUUUUUUUCAGAUGCCACUGGCAUGCGCAGAUCGAUGUUGUUGAUGGCUGCGCGUUUGGGGACAAUGUGGUUGGCUGCGGUGCUGAGCACAUUCUAUUUGACCACUCACUGCAUGAACGGCUGGACCCAUUUGUGGAAAGUUUGCGAUGAAAGCACAGAAGACUACAAGCUCUUCAACAUCAGUCUGGGUGACAACACGAUUCUUGAGCCCAAAGCGGGCCUGUGCUCAGCAAAGGAGUCUUGGUGGAGUGACAGUGCAUGUCCACGUGCCGUGAUCAAUACCAUGGCACCUUUGUUGGUGUCGAAGAUGGUCACCCGUGCCUUCCUACAGCCCAUCAUCACCUUGCUUAGGUGGCAAAUGUCGUAUCGGGAAGCAGGACAACUCUACAUGUGGCGCCAUCUGAUUUGUACAAGUCGAUCCCUGGAAGAUGGCCAGCAAGCAAGUUUGCUGGUGACUUGGGCUGAAGUAGCUUUGCUUUGGGGAGCCUUGGUGCCUGUUCUGCUGCCAGCGGUGCUCAUUGCAACAGGCACAAACAUGUUGAUGUGCAAAGUAGGACACAGCCACUUUGGCGUGGAACACUUGAUGUUGGACAAGACAUCAGCUGGAGUGUCACGCAGGUAUUUGCACGGCAGUUUGAGUGUUUUGAUCUUCUUUCAGAACUGGUUCGCAUGGUCCAGUGGCAUGCAUGGCCGGUGGUUGCUCCUACUUGCUGCUCUGAUCUACGCCCUUGAGCUGGUCGGCUUUGUCGGAUUACCUCUUCAAAAACGCACUAGGGUAGCCAUUCUAGAUGACCCUCCAGAUCCUCCGACCGAGAUAUGA
Molecule: messenger RNA, 3252 nt
Organism: Cladocopium goreaui
Lineage: Eukaryota; Dinophyceae; Suessiales; Symbiodiniaceae
Source: the annotation of a GenBank genome assembly